AGGCGGAAGCGGAAGCGGGGCUCAGAGCCGGAAGCGGGAGCUGUGCGGGCCGCCAUGUCGGGUCGGGGGAAGCUGAUCGCCGUGGUGGGGGACGAGGACACCGUGACCGGGUUCCUGCUGGGCGGCGUCGGGGAGAUGAACGCGCAGCGCAAACCGAACUUCCUCGUGGUGGAGAAGGAGACCAGCGUGGCAGAGAUAGAGGAGACCUUCCGGAGCUUCCUGAGCCGCGACGACAUCGGGAUCAUCCUGAUCAAUCAGUGUGUGGCGGAGCUGAUCCGCCAUGCAGUGGAGGCCCACACGCGCUCGCUGCCCGCCGUGCUCGAGAUCCCCUCCAAGGAGCAUCCGUACGACGCCGCGCGGGACUCGGUGCUGCGCCGCGCCAGGGGCAUGUUCACCGCCGACGACCUGCGAUAGAUGGGGGCUGACAUGGGGGCACCCAUAUAGGGGCUGCUAUAGGGGACAAUACAAUAGGGGGCUGCAAAAUGGGA
Molecule: messenger RNA, 488 nt
Organism: Coturnix japonica (Japanese quail)
Lineage: Eukaryota; Metazoa; Chordata; Aves; Galliformes; Phasianidae
Source: RefSeq, a predicted model, not a curated record